GAUCUGUCCAGCACACUAAGUACUUUCCGACGCUUCUAGCAGGUACCAAAAGAAUACACUUGUCAAGCUGGGUAUCGCCGCCGAGUACCAGAACCUUCUGGCCCCUCUCCUCCCUGCCAUCUUUCCAUCUCUCCAGCACCUUCCAUUAUCUCGAAAUCCUCCAUUCAAACCCUUGAUUAUAAACACACACUCACGCUCCACCCAGUUACGCAAGGACAGGUUGUCGAAAGCCACAGAAGAAAUUAAGAGCACGCAGCAGCAGCUAGUUACUCACUGGUUGAAGUUAAAGAAUCGGAUGAAAAUGAAGCCAGCGGACGAGAAGAAGGAUCACAAGGUGACGAUCCGGGCGGCUCACCGAGACGAAGAAGGCCACAAGAGGGUGGAGAAGGUGGAGCUCAACACCCGCAGCGUCGACACCCUCAAGUACGUGGAGAGGAAGCUCGUUGACAAGGGCGUCCAGCGGAUGGAGCGCCAUCCGGCCGACGGGCUGCCGUUUGGGAAGCCGCCACCGAAGGGGGGGCACGGCGGGAAGUACACCUGGGAGGGCCCUGCGGAGGGCGAGCUGAACCCGGCACCGCCGGCCAUAGACGAGGGGGAUCCUAACUACGUGGUGGCAGCGGCGGAGGAGGAGGAGAUUGACGGAGUGGUGGUUGGGGAGGUUGAGGUGGCUAAGGCGGCAGAAGCCAGGGAAGGAGUGGCAAGGAUUGAGAUCGACCCCCUAAUUGAAGGUCUGAUUAAUUCUGAUAGGAACAGAAACAGUUAAUUGAGCUUCGAUUAAAGGUGUAAUGAAUUUGAAUGUUAGAUAGUUCUCGUAAAUCUUGUACUAGAUGGGCCUGUUUUUGUACUAAUUUACAGAAUAAAUAAACGUUCAAUUAACUGUUGAA
Diospyros lotus (date-plum) is the source of this 884-nucleotide messenger RNA. RefSeq lists its product as uncharacterized. The record is from RefSeq and is a predicted model, not a curated record. NCBI's taxonomy places the organism in Eukaryota, Viridiplantae, Streptophyta, Magnoliopsida, Ericales, Ebenaceae. The transcript has a single exon. Bases 296 to 763 code for a protein of 155 amino acids.